Molecule: messenger RNA, 1017 nt
Organism: Danaus chrysippus (African queen)
Lineage: Eukaryota; Metazoa; Arthropoda; Insecta; Lepidoptera; Nymphalidae
Source: the annotation of a GenBank genome assembly
AUGAUAAAUUUUACGAUGGUGUCGUCAGAUGUGAUCAAAUAUGUGGCUGUGCCUGUGUCUUUAGCAGUUGCGCUGGGAUUAAUACGGAAAUGGAGAUCGAGGAAUUGGGCAAAGUGUACGAGCAAUACUUGUUUAAGGGGCAAGACCUUUCUUAUUACGGGUGCCAAUAGUGGUAUCGGAUUGGAAACCGCACGAGCUCUGGUGAAGAGGAAGGCUCGCGUGAUAUUUGCUUGUAGAGACAUCGAUAAAGCAAAGAAAGUGGUCGCAGAAAUUCGAUCAGAAUGCGACGGCGGCGAAUUGAUACCAAUGCAAUUGGAUCUUGCAUCGUUCACGUCGAUAGAAAAGUUCGUAGAUGUUGUGAAGGCAGGAUUUUAUAAAAUUGAUGUAUUAAUCAACAAUGCAGGUGUGGCCACACCUUUACAGUUAGACAUGAAGACAGAAGAGGGUUUUGAAAUACAUUUGGGUGUUAACCACUUGGGACACUUCUAUCUCACAAAUUUAUUAAUUGAUUUGUUAAAAAAAGCUGCUCCGAGUCGAAUUGUAAUAGUCACAUCAACCUUACAUGAGAAGGGAAAACUGGAUUUCGACAAUCUGUACAUAGAGGAUAAAAUCGAGAAGGCCAAAUUAGGAAAACGUUAUCGCCACAACCCUGGUUACUGUAACUCAAAACUCAUGAAUCUAUAUCACGCACGAGCAUUGGCUGCGAAAUAUAGGAAUUCAGGAACAGAUGUGUAUGCUUGUUGCCCAGGAUUCUGUUAUACUAAUUUGUUCAGAGAUGUAGUUCAAUGGUAUCACUAUGUUAUCUUGGCACCCGUUGCAUUUUGGUACAUGAAAUCAGCUAAACAGGGUGCAGAAACGGUGUUACACUGUGCAACAGAUUAUCGUCUGGAGGGUCAUACUGGGAAGAUGUACCGCAAUUGUACCGAAUACACAUCCACAUAUCGCUUCAGUAAAGAAGAAGAAACAAAGCUAUGGGAAGUCAGCGAAGCUCUUGUCAAAGCUAGAAGACCUAUUUAA